UCCCGAGCGACAGGCACCAUGGAAACAGCCGGACUCAUCCUGCUCCUGACCGUGACAUAUUCCGUAGCAGUGCCGCUGUCUUCUGAAGAGAGCAGCGAAGACAUGCAGGACUGGCUUACAGCUGAGAAAUACCUGCGCAGGUUCUACGACCUGCCCGCGGGGCUCCAGGGGGCCGAGACAUCCUCCGACACCAUGAGGCAGAAGAUCCGGGAGAUGCAGGCCUUCUUCCAGCUGGAGGUGACCGGGAGCCUGGACUCCAACACCCUGGAGGUGAUGGCCAAGCCCCGCUGUGGGGUCCCCGAUGUGGCAGAGUACAACCUCUUCCCCAAAAACCCAAAAUGGAAGAGCAACCCUGUGACGUUCAGAAUAGUGAACUACACUCCGGACCUGGAUAAGUCCGAUGUGGAUAGAGCCAUCCGGAAUGCCCUCAACGUCUGGAGUGAGGUGACCCCUCUGAAGUUCAAAAAACUGUAUGAGGGUAACGCUGACAUCAUGAUCGGCUUCGGGAGUAAAGAGCAUGGAGAUUACAACCCCUUUGAUGGCCCGAAUGGGCUACUGGCCCACGCCUACCCCCCUGGUCAAGGGAUGGGAGGGGAUACUCACUUUGACGAAGACGAGACCUGGACCAAAGACUCGCACGAGUACAACCUGUUCCUGGUGGCGAGUCACGAAUUCGGCCACGCUCUUGGCCUUUCCCACUCCACGGACCCAGGGGCACUGAUGUACCCGGUGUACUCCUACGCACAAGGGUUCCCCCUAUCUGAGGAUGACAUUCAAGGGAUACAAGCUCUCUAUGGCCCAAACCCCAACCCACCAUAUGUCAAACCCAAGCCUGUGGCUCCCAACAAGUGUGACCCCAUGUUGACCUUCGAUGCAGUAACUGAGUUGAGGGGAGAAACAAUCAUCUUCAAAGACAGGUUCUACUGGCGCCUGCAUCCCCAGCUUCCUGAACCUGACCAGACACUGAUCAAAUCCACCUGGCCAGCCAUCCCAAAGAAAGUGGAUGCUGCAUAUGAAAACCCAGAAAAAGACCUGGUCUUCAUAUUCAGUGGUAUCAAAAUGUGGGCACUGAAUGGAUACACCUUGGUCGAGGGCUACCCAAAAUACAUCCACAAACUAGGCCUGCCGAAAAGCGUGCGCAAGAUCGAUGCGGCUGUCUACAUACCAGACACAGGCAGGACCCUUCUGUUCACGGAUGAGGAGUACUGGAGCUAUGAUGACAAUCGCGGUAGCAUGGACAGAGGCUACCCCCGGCGCAUAGAGGACGACUUCCCCGGCAUCGGAGAGGAAGUGGAUGCCGCUGCGUAUCAUUAUGGUUAUUUGUAUUUCUAUCGUGACCAAAUCCAGUUUGAGUACAGUUUCCACGCCAGGAAGGUCAUCCGAAUAAUGAGGACGAACUCCAUCCUCAACUGCUGAUCGCUUCCUCCAGAAAGACCACCCUCUGUCCAGUCACCUGGCCCCAUCUCCAGAGAAGAAAGCUUUUCCCCUAAUAUAUUGUAUACUUUUCUCUCUCUGACCUGGCAUGGACUGCCAAGAAACCUAGAGACAGACAUUUAUUUAGCUUUAUUUUGGUAAAAACAGCAGGUCUGAUUAUGAGGGCGAUCUGAGAUCUCCAAUGUGCCGUUUCCUAAAUAUUAUUUAAUUUGUUACGGUAAUAAUUUACUUUCUGUUGUGUAUUUUGGGUAUGACUGUUGUAUCAAAGUUUAACUAUAUUUUAGUGUAUACAGUGGAAUGUUCUGUACUUUGAAACUGUGUAUAAAUGCAGUGAUAAUGCAGUGAAAAUGCAGGGAAAAUGCAGUGAACUUUUAAUGCCGACCAAUGACAAGGCCUGCUGGAAAUCAGGUGACUGAACACACAAAACCAGAGACAUUCAGUUGAUUUUUCAGCCCUUGAAAUUAAACCAAAAUCUGAUUUAAUAUGAUAAUUUAUGUGAAGUGAUGUGAUCUAAAGCUCAAUAGCAAUCUACCAGUCUAGAAAUCAUUUUGCUGUCUCAACAAAAUCACCUUCCCACUGAGAUAUCAGUCUGCACAGAACUGAGUAAAGGAAAAUGGAUGUUGACAACCACUAAGAUAGCUGCAGCCAUUGAAUUGAAUUUGGGUGAUUUAGGCCACUGACAAAAUUUGUAAAUAAUUGCAAAAAAACAUUUUCAUGAGUUUGGUAGUUACUGUAAUUAAUGGAAAUCACAAUGCAGUUAAAUAAAAUAGAGCCAUAGUUUCAAGAACUGUGAACAUAUUUUUUAUUUUCUAGUGAAAUGUUAAAUACUAUAUAAUGUCUGUUGAAUUGU
Molecule: messenger RNA, 2284 nt
Organism: Conger conger (European conger)
Lineage: Eukaryota; Metazoa; Chordata; Actinopteri; Anguilliformes; Congridae
Product: collagenase 3-like
Exons: 10
Coding region: 19-1416 (465 amino acids)
Biological process (GO): proteolysis; collagen catabolic process; extracellular matrix organization
Cellular component (GO): extracellular matrix
Molecular function (GO): metalloendopeptidase activity; zinc ion binding
Source: RefSeq, a predicted model, not a curated record